ACAGCUCCACUGCCCAACAGAUUGCAGGCCGUUAAACAAUGUGACCUGCGAGUAGGCUGAGGACAUUGAACUAUCCAAGCAGGCAGCCCAUGAGGAUAAAAACGUGUUUGUAGUAUUUACACAUACUGUUUAAUCCCAUUUAUCUGCCUUUUAUUAAGUAGUGCAAUGAGCACCUCUCUGGACUACUCGUUUUCCAAAGAGAAGCAAACCAUGGAUAAUUUGGAAAAGCAGCUCAUUUGUCCAAUCUGUUUGGAGAUGUUCACAAAGCCUGUGGUGAUCCUCCCCUGCCAGCACAACCUCUGCCGGAAGUGCGCCAAUGAUGUUUUCCAGGCUUCUAACCCUUACUUACCCACCAGAGGGGGAACCACGGUUGCGUCAGGUGGUCGAUUUAGAUGUCCAUCAUGUAGGCAUGAAGUAGUCUUGGACAGACAUGGUGUUUAUGGUCUCCAGAGGAACCUACUGGUGGAAAACAUUAUUGAUUUGUAUAAGCAAGAAUCCACCAGCGGUAAAACCAGCACUGAGAGGAAGCGCGACCAACCCAUGUGUGAGGAACACGAGGAUGAGAAGAUCAAUAUCUACUGUACCACAUGUGAAAUGCCAACCUGUUCUUUAUGUAAGGUUUUUGGAGCUCAUAAGGACUGUGAGGUGGCACCUCUUGAUACGGUGUUCCAAAGACAAAAGUCGGAGCUCAGUGACGGCAUUGCAAUGCUGGUGGGGAGCAAUGACAGACUACAGGGCAUAAUCAGUCAGCUGGAGGACACAUGCAGAACUAUAGAGGAAAACUGUCGAAGACAGAAGUCCCAGAUUUGUGAAAAGUUUGAUUACUUGUAUGCGGUACUAGAGGAACGAAAGGCAUCAAUGACUCAAAAAAUAACCAGUGAACAAGAAGAAAAACUCCAGUAUGUACGCACUCUGAAGAAAAAAUAUGGAGAUCAUUUGGAAUCUGUUUCUAAGAUAGUGGAGUCCGGGAUACAAUCUAUGGAUGAGCCUGAAAUGGCUCUCUUUCUACAGAACGCUAAACCAUUGCUACAAAAAUUUGCAGAAGUUUCUGAUAUAUCACAGCUCGAAAAAGUGGAACGGGGCUAUGAGAAUAUGGAACACUUUGAAGCCAAUUUUGAAAGAGAGGGAAGAGCGCUGAGAAGCAUCGAUUUUAUGAGAGAGGGGGAUGAGGAAGACGAAGAAGAGGAGGAGGGUGAAGAAGUAGAAGAAGAAGGGGAAGCAGAAGAUGAAGGAGUUACAAGUGUGGAAACUGAGAGAACAGAGGAAGUUCUUACAAAUAUUGGGCAAUCAGCUCCUGGUGAAGAAGGAGUCUCAGAAACACAGUUACCGCUAACACAGAUCCCUGUACAGGAAGAAAUAGCUCAGGAAUCAUUAGGCCUCAGUGCACAAGAAACCGGGCCUAAUCCGACAGCUUCUUCUCAGCAGGUAACAGCUGAACAGAUCACUGGAUCUCCAACUAUGGAGCAGAAUGAACUGAGCACCUCACCACCUACAAGAAAUCUCUUGCUAUACCCUGGGUGGUACAAAUCAGCAUCCUCUGGCACAUCUGCCACCAACCAGUUAGGGGCAGUUCAACAGGCGCCUGCAGAUUCCCAGGAGUUAGAAAAACCUGCAACAACAGCAAAAGGAACAGCGGACAAUGAAAACUCAGGGGCAAACAAUAAGAAUUCCAGCUUUGCUGAAGACACGGUCCAGGGUUUAGCGUUCUGCUUGACAAUUCUGGCUUUGUUUGUCAUUCUGUAUCAGCUUUGGAGUCAGAUUCAGUGCGUGAUUGUAACAGUUUUGGCCUGGCUCCGGUGAAGCAUCUUCUCAACAAAAUGAAACUCAACCAAACGCAGACGCCAAAGCCGGCGAGGGACCUCGACAUGUUUUCUCCUUUUCCUGGCUCAAUUCUCUUACUGAGUAAUGAGUCUUCGAAGCUGAACAAGACCGGGGUUGUUUCGUUCAAACUGGGCCAAGAAAAGAGCACGUGAAGACUUGGAAAGAAGAAGAUGAUGAUGAUGAUGAAGAAGAAGAAGCCAUUCUAAAACUUUUAGGAAGGAUUCCAGGUUGCUGGUGUACUUAUUUAAGUUGAGUGCUGCUUGGGUUGAUUCAUAAGCAGCCUUGCGAACUUUUUUUUUCUAAUUCUCCAAAGCGGGUUACUGUCAGUUUCUUGUUUUAGCAUUGCUUGUUUCUUUACACUCCCCUGGGAUUUAACUGCAUUGUAAGGGGAAGUCAUCUCGCGCUUACCCUGACAAAGAUCAUAGUAAAAUGAUGCUAACAUUAAAAAUAACAAGAUCUUCACACUCGAAUGUAAACAUAGCGUUGAAAGUUUUAUUAAAAAUAUAAAUAUUAGACAUUCUGUUAAACAACAAAAAUGCCGGAUUGCUCAUAUUAUGUUUAUUAUUAAACAAAGUACAGUGAAAUUGA
Erpetoichthys calabaricus (reedfish) is the source of this 2409-nucleotide messenger RNA. RefSeq names its product tripartite motif containing 55b (gene trim55b). Lineage: Eukaryota; Metazoa; Chordata; Cladistia; Polypteriformes; Polypteridae. Gene Ontology annotation, molecular function: zinc ion binding. The record is from RefSeq and is a predicted model, not a curated record. The transcript is spliced from 11 exons. Bases 166 to 1800 code for a protein of 544 amino acids.